UGUGUCAGUGGAGGCUGCAGCUCACACUGGAAACAGCAGCCUCGCCGACUGAACGCCAUUUCUCAACUUGUGGCUUUUGCUGCGACACUUCAAUCAGCAGAUAGCAAACCGAGGAUGAGUCCGAGUUAGGUGCUCCGUUUCUUCCUGCGACAUCCGCGCGCUCAGUCAGGUUUGUUCAGCCGGAGUUUGAGCUCCUGUGGAGUUGCUGAGCCGAUGGAGCUGAGCAGGAGGAAAGUGCCUCUGUAUGGCCAGGCAAAGGUAUUUGCCCUGCUGGAGGGCUUAGACUCGAUGCCAGAGGAUACAGAGGUCUAUGUUGUUUUGGAAGGAUCCAUGCUGGUUCAUGUCACUCGGGCUCAGAGUGAUGUCAUGCUUUGCUUUAUAGUGCCUGGACAUAACCUGGCUGAGAUGGUUUCUGUCCAGGCCUACAUGUGCUCCGAAACCACACCCCUCACCUGGGUGGGAGGAGCUUCACUUGAGUACGUUCAGGAUGAUGCUCAGGAAUUGGCAGAGCACCUGGUUAUCCACGGACAUUGCCUGAGCUCCACAGAUCACAUAGAGCUGAGCAGCCUUUUUAACCUUGGCAAGCAGAGCUCUCGCUGGGCUAUGGAUCGUCGUGUGGCUUUGGCCAUGGCCAACCUGGAUAUCCCUCAGAACUGGAAUGUGCUGGGAAGCCACAGUGGAGAGGAUCACAGUCUCAGAGAGUCUCCCCUCCACCUGGCUGUGAGGUGGGGUCUUUAUCGCCUGGCAGAGCUGCUGCUUUGUCAGCCCGGGGGUCUAAUGGCUGUCAGUUUGCCAAAUGAAGAGGGAGUCACACCGCUGCAGCUGGCACGGGCAGCAGGCAGCAUGGAGCUACUGGAGCUGCUCACACACCCGCCCAACCCUCUCGCCACCCCACCAGCAGGUCUGUCCCAGGUUUGGGCUGACCGAUCCCGCUUGCUGAGGUUCUGUCACGAUACAGGAAACCUGACUCUGACCGUCCGACAAAACCUGAGGUGGAGCUCAGAGGAGAGCCGACACUCUGACAUCCUGCUUCUCAGAGACCGGCUCAGAGAUGAGGACUUCCUCAGAGAGAUCAAAGCUCUCAGGAGGGAACGAGUGGAGACCAUCUUUGGCAAGGAGGAACUGGUGGAUGAUCCUGCAGACAACGUUCUGUAUUCUGGUAUCAAUGGAGGGAUCUCUGCUGUAGAAGAAAAUGACUAUGAGGAGCCACUGAUGUUCUCCCUGAAUGAGGAGGAUGAAGAAGACGAUCCAUCACAGCCUGACCCUGAGAAAAGCCAGUCCAUAGGGGAGAGCCAGGCCUCGUCCCCGACUCUGGCUGCUGCUUCCAGACUGUCAGCGAUGAUACACGGCAAAGACCAAGUGUUUGCCAACACCAUGCUGGCGGACCAGCUUGGUGACGCUGACAUUAAGUACCUCUCUCCAGGGGAGGAGGAGGUCAGUCCUGUGUCCCACAUUGGCAGCCCACGCUUGCACUCCUUCUCCAUGACUCCCUGUGACUCAGGGAACUGCUCCCAGAAUCGGCACUCAUCCUCAUCCCAUAAUGAGGAGAGGAGAAUCCCAGGUCCUGGCCUGGAGAAUCACAGAGAGCCAUCCCCUCGCGUCUCGCCUCCCUCUCCCUUUGUUUCUUCCCCGUCUUUUCCUUCCUCUCCGCUGGCGUCCCCCUUUCGUUUUUUCGAGGGAGCACUUAGGCGUCAGACGCAUUCGUGCCUGCCAGUUUCUCCUGCUUUUAAUCGCAGAGGAUGCAGCUUGACAGAGGCGAGUCGGGGCCUGAGUCCUAGUCUUGAGUGUGACAGUGGAGAAGAGGACAUAUUGGGGCAUUCCUACCCCUGUUCAUCUUUAAAGCAGCAGUCCAUCUUGCGAUCCAGCUCGGGAGAGGAGAGGGACUCGUUCGACACCUCACCAGACCUAAACUGCACACUCUCUGACAGCACACACAAGGCCACCAAGAACACGGAUGAAGCCGAGGUUCGUCUGCGCUCCUACUCCUACUCCUCCCCCAAGGCGAAGCCGUCACGGCCGCUGCUAAACCGAGACGCAACCAUCACUGACCUGGCAGAAGAGUCGAGAGCAUUCAGCCCGAGUGACACUCCCAAAGAAAAGAGGGUUUUGGGUUUCCGUAAGCGGGCCCAGUCAGCAGAGGAGGAGAGCAGCGCUUCACUCCAACAUCUCACCCUCACAGAGUUCCUCAAAGAGAUUGAGGACGAGGAGUGGGAUAAAUACAUAAUCCCGUCGAAGGUCGAGUCAGAGAAGUACAAAGUCAGCCGGACCUUCAGCUUCCUAAAGAGCAGAAUGUCGAGCACACGUAACAAGACCAAGGUGAAGGGAAAAGAGGUGAAGGAGGGAAAGGAGAAGUCUGGAGCCUCUAAUGGACACCAGUUUGUGCCUGUGUCUCCAUCUGGCCCUGCUCUCUGUGUGGCCUGUGAUAAGUCUGUUUCUGGGAAGGAGCUGUUGCACUGCUCCAACUGUUUCCUUAACGUCCAUAAAAACUGUCGAGAGUCCGCUGCAGCUUGCGGGAAGAAGCAGCAGGAGAGGAAUGCAGUGCUGAUGAAAAGCAAGACUUUGUCUCUCCCACAGAACUCUGUGAAAGACAAUACUUCCACCUCCAUUUUCUCCUCUUCCUCUACACUUCCUACAAUGACCAAAGAGAAGAGAGACCCCACCGCCCCCCUCUCCAAAAGCCUCUCCAUCUCUAUAGACAGCAGGCGGAUCAGUGAUGCAGCAGCUCAGGACACUGAGUGCAGUGUGACAGUUUGCUCUAACAGCUCAUUAUCUGAUGAGGGAACUCCGGUCACGGCGACCGCCCCGUCAACUGAGCCACCAAUCACCACACAGGAUGCUGUUGAUGCCUCACUACUGAGUGACCUGUCUGCUGACCUGCUGGGACUUGAGGUUGAGUCGUGGAGUCUGGCCGUCAGUCCGGAGUUUUGCAGGCUUCACGACAGACGAACCAUCAAACGGCAGGAUGUUAUUUAUGAGCUUAUGCAAACAGAGCUGCACCACAUCCAAACCCUGACGGUCAUGUCUGAGGUGUUCAGGAGGGGCAUGCUGGAGGAGCUGCAGCUCGAUCUGGACUGUGUGGCACGGAUCUUCCCCUGCUUGGACCCCCUGCUGCUCUUUCACAGAAACCUCUUUGGUGCACUGCAGGAGUGCAGACAGACUGCAACCCAACCUGAGAACCCCCGAAAUUACCUCAUCCAUCACAUUGGAAGUGUGCUGCUUCAGCAGUUCGCUGAUGAAAAUGCAGAGAAGAUGAAGCAGGUGUACGGCGAGUUCUGCAGCCAUCACACCGAGGCCGUCAAUGUUUUCAAAGAACUGCAGCAACAAAAUAAAAAAUUCCAAAACUUUGUCAAACAACAGAGCAAUAACUCUCUGGUCAGACGGAGAGGGGUCCCAGAAUUCAUCCUGCUGGUCACUCAGCGCAUCACCAAGUACCCAGUGCUGUUGGAGAGGAUAUUACAUUACACUCAGGAGGGAGGUCAGGAGUACUCGGAUCUGUCCCGAGCUCUGGCCCAGAUCCGAGAUGUGAUCGCUGCAGUGGACCUGACUGUAAAUAAGUACGAGAGGUGUCAGGAGCUGCAGGAAGUGCUGGCCCGGCUGGAGAACAAGAGCUUUGCCAAGCUGAAGAAUGGCAAGGUUUUCCGCAAGCAGGACCUCCUUUUCAAAAACAGGGAUCUGCAGUAUAAAGGGCUCGUCUACUGGAAGACUGCCACAGGACGUCUAAAAGAUACUUUGGCUCUUCUGCUCACAGAUGUUUUAGUCUUCGUACAAGAAAAAGAUCAGCGCUUUAUAUUUGCUGCUGUGGACCAGAAGCCUCCUGUGAUCCCUCUGCAGAAGCUCAUUGUUAGAGAAGUAGCCAAUCAUGAGAGAGGGAUGUUCCUAAUCUCUGCCUCCUCAGCUGGACCAGAGAUGUAUGAAGUUCACACUACCACCAAAGACGAGAGGAAUGCAUGGAUGAGACAAAUACGACAAGCUGUUGAGAGUUGUCCUGAAGAAGAGGAAGAGGAGGAAAGAACCGCCGAACUAGAGGAGGCCAAGAAAGCGGCAGAGGUGAGAGCUCAGAAGAUCACCAAGUUCCAAGAGACUCUGUUGGGUCAGGACCAGCGAAUCUGCAACAGCCUGGAGGAGAAGUUACAGCUUUAUGCUGAGCUCACGGAGUUAACCGUGCGAUCACCAGAAGCUGUACAACAUCGCCAUCUGCUGGUGGAACCAGAAACGGACAGCGAGACGCCGAGACAGGCCUCGUCUCUACUCACAGCUGCCCUCAGAGAAGCGGAGAACCUGAUCUCCAUGCUGCAGGCCCGUGAUGGUCUUUCUGUUCCGAGUCAGGGCUCACCUGUGGGAGGACCGGAGGGCUUCAGCUACAACAGCCACGGCAGCAGCAUCCAGGAGUCUCCAUCUGAACCUGAUUAUCUGAGCACGCUCAGUAUGAGCUCCACCUCUCUUGGAUCAGACAGCGAGCUGAUGGGAAUGGACAGCGUGUUGUGGAGCUCUGCUGCUGAGCUGAAAAGUGGAGACACCAAAGGGACACUGUUUAAGGUGGCAGAGAGCGUCCAGAGUCUGACUCAGCUCCUUUAUAGUCUGCAGGCUGCUGUAACCCUCCAGGACAGCUGCCAUGAAGUCCAGAAACUCCUCCUCCUGGAGGGAGACAAACCUCAGCUCCGAACCCUCACUUCCAUCCAAAACAGUGUGGAGCUCGAGAAGCAGAGGAGUUUUGAUAAGAAGAAAGAGGAAGUAGAAAAGAAAGGUUCAGAGAGGAGGAAAGAGGAGGUGGAGGGGGUGAAGAAACUCCAUGUGAGGCUAAAACAGGAGCAGCAACGCUGGGACAGAGAGUGUCUGACCAGAGAGAAACAACAGAGUGAGCAGGAGAGUGCACUGGCGCAGCGAGAGCAGCAGUGCUUCCUGGAGGCGGAGCGUCUGCGAUGCGAGCGCAAGGAGCUGGAGGCUCAGCUGCUGGAGUAUCAGCAAAAUCUGGACCGACUAAGGGACGGCCAGAGGAGUGUGGAGCGGGAGAAGGAAAACAUCGAAGCCCAGCAGAGGCUCCUGCAGAGCUGGAGACACAACCGUCAGAGCAGUCUGCCUGUUACCAUAUCACUGGAUGGAUACAAGGUGUCUGGCCAUAGCCGCUCAGGCAGCCUGGAUGGAAGCUGUUCAGUGUACGAGAACGAGGCAGCUUUGCUCGCCUCCCUCCAGCAGAACCGCCUCCACCCGCCUGCCAACAACAACCAGCACCAGCGUCUGCUCUCCAUCCCAAGGAAGAGCCAUGAUGGCUCUCUGAACAGCUCCAGUUACACCGCUAACCUUGGCCUCAGUGCAAGCCUCUACAACAGCCUGAACACCCUGCUGAGCCAGGCUCACAGCAAACAGCCUGCGGAUGGUCUGACAUUCCCGAACUACAGCAACAACCAAGGCUGCACCCGGCCUCUGAACGACACCGCCCACCCCUUCAGCAGCAGAGUCUCUGCACAGCCACAAAGGACCAACAACAACUUCAGCCCGCAAUCGGACAGGAGACCCCUCGGUCCCUGGAGGUCUGAGAUCACUGGUCAUGGACUGUAUGAGGGCGACUUCUCUUCAUCUCCCUCUCUGACCCCCCUCCUUCCACCGCAGGCUUACCUCUCCCUUGAAGGACAGAACGGGGAGGAGGUGGGCGAGGAGAAUAUAGUUUAUCUCUGAGAAUCCCAAUGUAAGCUCUCCGACAUGUAACAGGACAGACGAUAAAAUAUAUGUGUGUUGCUUUGUUGUGGUUGUGUAUGUUUGUGUCUAAAUGUGAUGGAAAUAAGUUAAUUUUUGAAGUAAUACAAUAAGGGAAAUGUUACAGGGGAGGUGCUGUGCCUUUAUCAGUGUAUAUGUUAAUCAUUCUCUUCCUACGUGAGGAAACCAUUGUGCCUUUUUGCAAACAAUUUCUUUGUAGCUUUUAUAAUUACACUUCCCAUGUUUUUACUCCUACUUUGAUACUGUAAGUGUUUGUUGCACUUUGAUGAUGGACGAUGUACAUUAAUUCCCCCCAAUUAGAGAGUUAGUGUAUCAGGAAAACCGAACAGAAGCUGUUUUCUCAAGAGCACUUAAAAUAAAUAUUUAAGAGGCCUCCCCUAAACUAUGUGUGUAUAGACGGCUUUAUUCCUCCAUGUGUUCUUUAAUAAUAUUUAUAAGGGAUUUCGAGCAUCUUAAAGACAUAAAUAUGCCAAAAUUAUUAUAUGGAUGUAAAAAAUGUGUAUAGUUUUUUUUUGUAAAGGCCAUCUAUGCAUGCUUUGUUUAAAGAGGAUCUUCUAUUCCUCUCAUUACUUUUCUCACUGAAGUGCCAAAAAUCUUGCUAUCUGAUACUGUAAGAGUUUCUGUGACGGAUGGCUGUAUGUGUUCUGUUUGUCUGCUUUUUGGAUAAUUUAUUGUGUGUAAAUUGCGUCAUGCACUGUUAACAUGAAUAACAUUUGGUUUGAAAUGUGUCCUCUUUGUGUCUAAGUAAUCAGAACUGUGAUGUUCCAUAUGAAUAGUGUUGUGUAUAUAAAACUAUUGUGGCGAACA
Messenger RNA from Labrus mixtus (cuckoo wrasse), 6519 nucleotides. RefSeq names its product rho guanine nucleotide exchange factor 28-like. The coding region runs from base 214 to 5673 and encodes 1819 amino acids. Gene Ontology annotation, molecular function: guanyl-nucleotide exchange factor activity. The transcript has 39 exons. Gene Ontology annotation, biological process: regulation of Rho protein signal transduction. NCBI's taxonomy places the organism in Eukaryota, Metazoa, Chordata, Actinopteri, Labriformes, Labridae. The record is from RefSeq and is a predicted model, not a curated record.